This is a messenger RNA of Mugil cephalus (flathead mullet), 8617 nucleotides long. It is a transcript of the gene arid1aa, whose product is annotated as AT rich interactive domain 1Aa (SWI-like). The record is from RefSeq and is a predicted model, not a curated record. Gene Ontology annotation, molecular function: DNA binding; nucleosome binding. Gene Ontology annotation, biological process: positive regulation of DNA-templated transcription; regulation of transcription by RNA polymerase II; chromatin remodeling. The transcript is spliced from 20 exons. Gene Ontology annotation, cellular component: nBAF complex; SWI/SNF complex; brahma complex. NCBI's taxonomy places the organism in Eukaryota, Metazoa, Chordata, Actinopteri, Mugiliformes, Mugilidae. Bases 343 to 7320 code for a protein of 2325 amino acids.
CGGCCCGUGUCUUGCAGCCAUCCGUGCGGCUGAGUAAAAUGGCUGUAUCUAGCGGAGCCUCGUGUUGGUUGGGUUCGCUCCCUGCCUCUACCCGGGCUCAGUAACACAACUCCCACAACAAUUUCUGUCGCUUUUUUACGCAUUGUAUGGAGCCUCCAUCAUCUCUCUAAGCCAUUUGCGGAACCGGAACCGGGGGGAUGGAAGCCGGAUUCGGUCCGGUGUAAGGGGUGGGAAUGAAUCGGCACAAGGAUAGAUGGUUCUAAACAAUUAUUUAUAUUCAAUGCUAGCUUUUGAUUGUGACUGACUCGCCGAGAGAGGGAGAGAGAGGUGGGGGGGUAUAUCAUGGCCGCUCAGGUCGCCAGCGCCGCCACUCUGAACACUAGCCCGCCUUCCGAACUCAAAAAGCCGGAUCGAGACCCCAAGGAAGACUCGGUCCAGGGGGAGAAGCAGUCAGACAAAAAGCAGCCGGGCUUGGACAGCGGAUCGCCGGGCCGGGGGGAUCUGCAGGACGGGGCCGACGGUGGAAAUGCAGGGGGAGGAGGGGAACCUGAGAUGAAGAACGGGAAUGGGAACCCGCCCAGGGCCAACAAUAAUUCCCAGAAUGACUCUAUCGGACCGGAGGGAAAUAACCACCCCGGUUUGGUGCAUCACCACGGCCCCGCUUUCCCUCCACCUUCGUACGGAUACAGUCACUACGGUCGGGCCCCUAUUCAUCAACAUGGCGGACAACAAAGCCCUGGCAUGGCAGCUGCUGCGGGUCCGGUCGUGCAGUCGAGCAACAUGAUGGACCCGUAUCAACCCAAUUCGCACGACCAUGGCUUUUCAAACCACCAGUUUAAUAAUUACAACCCAUUCCCGAACAGGACUCCUUAUCCGGGCCAAGCGUACGCCAUGAACUCGCCUCGCAGUGCCCAGGCGCCGACAGCUGGGGGGCAGCCAGCUAAGCAGCAGCCUCCAGCGGGAGGACCCACGGCAAUGGCUGGAUCUUACAGUAACCAGAGAUAUAACAUUGGAAACCCUCAGCCCACGUCCACGCCGACUCUCAACAAGCUCCUGACCUCCCCCAGCUCUACGCGGGGAUAUCCAAACUACCCGUCUAGCGACUACAGCAGCCAAGAGGGAGCUAGUAAGGGACCAGCAGACAUGGGCAGUAGCGGCGGUCAGUACGGAGGGAGCAACCCGGGUUGGCAACAAAGGAGCCAUCACCCGUCGCCCAUGAGCCCGGGAAGUGCCGGGCAGCCGCUAGUUAGAAACCAGCCACCUGGUCCCAUCGACCCAAUGGCAAAAAUGAGGGGUCAGCCAUAUGCGACGGGCGGUCCAUACGUUCAGCAGUCACAGCAGGGGCCUCCUACAGGUCCACAACAGGGCCCUGGUUACCCUGGCCAGGGUUACGGUCCACCGGGUCCCCAGAGAUACCCAGUGGGAAUGCAAGGACGUACUCCUGCAGGCAUGGGCGGCAUGCCGUACGGUUCACAGAUGGGAUCUUAUGGACAGCAGGGACCAGGAGGUUAUGGCUCUCAGGGCCAGGCGCCAUAUUACGGCCAGCCGGGCCAAGGUCCUCACCCAAGUCAGCAGCAACCCCCCUACGCUCAGCCCCCGCCCGGGCAACCCGGUGGACAGACACCGUACCCGGGGCAACCCCACCUUCCGCCAAAUUCUGCUCCUCACACCCAGGGAGGACCACCCUAUCAGCAGCCCCACAUGCCCCCACAGUCCCAGGGGCCACUGCCAGGCCCGCCCCAGGGGCCCCAACAGUCCCAGCCACCGUAUUCUCAAGCCUCGGCCCCGCCGUCUGGCCAGUCUCCCUACGCUCAGCAGCAGGGUCCUCCCAGUCAGGCCCCGCAGCAGCCAAGUUCUCAAUCCACCCCUGGAUCACAGGGCCCGUCCAGCUACCCGGGGUCCACGCAGGGGCCCCAGCAGCCCCCCUCGCAGCAACAGCAGUCGCAGUCCCACCCGCAGCAGCCGCCCGGACACAGCCAACACUCACAGGGGCAGCCGGCGGUUUACCCCCCGAACCCUCAGCAGCAACAAGCACAACAGUCACCUUAUCAGCGCUUUCCUCCUCCUCCUCAACAGCAGGAGGUUUCCCAGGACUCAUUUCAGUCCAAUGCCCCUCCAUCCAGCCAGCCUAAAUCUGGCCCAGAGGACGGUCAAGGCCGCCCUUCCAGCCUUCCGGACCUGUCAGGGUCCAUCGAUGACCUGCCCACGGGCGCGGAGGGUGCUCUGAGUCCCGGCGUGAGCACGUCAGGCGUGUCGAGCAGCCAGGGCGAGCAGAGCAACCCUGCUCAGUCGCCCUUCUCUCCUCACACGUCCCCCCACCUGCCAGGCAUCCGAGGGCCUUCACCUUCCCCAGCUGGCUCCCCUGCCAGCGCUGGCACGCCCCGCACAGGACCGCUGUCACCCGCCAACAUGCCAGGGACCCAAAUGCCUCCCAGGCCAUCAAGCGUGCAGUCAGACGGGAGCUUGCACCCUGCAAUGAGCCAGUCUCCUAUGGCCCAGGACAGAGGGUUUAUGCAGAGAAACCCCCAGAUGCCCACUUACGGCUCCCCCCAGUCAGCCUCUGCACUGUCGCCGCGCCAGUCCUCUGGAGGACAGAUGCAUCCUGGGAUGGCCCCGUAUCAGCAGAACAACUCCAUGGCCGGCUACGGACAACAGGGAGCGCAAUAUGGUCCCCAAGGUUAUCCCCGGCAACCUGGCUAUGGCAACAUGCCCAAUUCCAACUACCCCGGGCCAGGCAUGGGCUCAAUGAACCCCAUGGCCGGGCAGGGUGGAGGGCCGCCGUACGCAGGCAUUCCUCCGGGACGGAUGCCUCCCAAUCAAAUGGGGGCGCGUCCCUACGGCCCGAACAUGGGUCCCAAUAUGGGCCCCAACAUUGGUCCAAACAUGCCUCCUAACAUGGGCAACAUGCCACCUCAGGUAGGCUCAGGAAUGUGCCCUCCUCCAGGAAUGAACAGAAAGCCCCAGGACCCCACCGCCAUGCAACACCCUGCCACUAACUCCAUGCACAACAGGAUGCCUGGUUACCCCAACAUGUCUCCAGGAAUGAUGGGCUCCGGUCCCCCGUAUGGCCCGCCAAUGAACAACAUGCCUGGAAUGAUGAACACUCCGGGAGGAUCCCCUUAUCCAAUGGGGCCAAACAUGGCCAAUAACACAAGUGGCAUGGCCUCUAGUCCAGAGAUGAACAACAAGAUGAAUAACAAAGUAGAUGGGCCUCCAACGCCUAAGCCAGAGCCCAAAUCUAAGAAGUCCAACUCUUCCACCACAACCAACGAAAAGAUAACACGCCUGUAUGAGUUGGGACCAGAGCCAGACCGGAAAAUGUGGGUGGACCAUUAUUUGGCCUUCAUUGAAGAGAAAGCAAUGGGCAUGACCAACCUGCCGGCUGUGGGACGCAAACCCCUCGACCUCUUUAGGCUGUACAUAUCAGUCAAAGAGAUCGGAGGCAUGACGCAGGUAAAUAAGAAUAAGAAGUGGCGUGAUCUGGCCACUUCCCUGAAUGUGGGCACAUCCAGCAGCGCUGCCAGUUCUUUGAAGAAACAGUACAUCCAGUGUCUGUACGCCUUUGAGUGCAAAGUUGAGCGCGGUGAAGACCCUCCUCCUGAGAUUUUUACAGACAACAAAAAGAACCAGCCUGCUAAGGUCCAGCCGCCCUCUCCAGCGUCCCUCUGCUCCACAGCUGGGUCAGGCUCUCUGCAGGGUCCUCAGACACCCCAGUCCACCAGCAGCUCCAUGGCUGAGGGGGGAGACCUUAAACCUCCCACGCCGGCCUCUACCCCUCAUACUCAAAUGCCCCCCAUGCCACCCGGCUCCAGGAGCAGCGUUAGCCUGCAGGACCCCUUCUCUGAAGGAAGCGACCCUGCUUUCCCCAGGAAGAACAUGACGCCCAACUCCACCUUUCAGCCUGGCAUGAACACACCAGACAUGCAAGGUCGCAUGGGCCCCUACGAACCCAACAAAGACCCCUUCGGUAACAUGCGCAAAGUCGGGGAGCAGUUCCUACCUGCUAGCCAGGGCCCUACCAGCGGGGUAGGUGACCAGCCGCAGCCGCCACAGCAGCAGCAGCAGCAGCAGCAGCAGCCGCCGCAGCCGCCGCAGCAGCAGCCACCACAACAACAACAACAACAACCGCAGCAGCAGCAGCAGCAGCAGCAGCAACAACCACAACAGCCUCCAUUCAACAGAGGACCGCCUGGGGCCAUGGGCUCCAUGCCAAUGGGGCCCCGGCAGCAGUAUCCGUAUGGACCAGGCUACGACAGGAGAUCGGAGCAAGGAAUGGGCCCAGAGGGCAACAUGGGAUCCGGUGCUCCCCAGCCAAACCCUAUGAUGCCUGCCAACGCCGACGCAGGGAUGUAUUCGCCAAAUCGCUUCCCACAGCAGCCACGGCAUGAUUCCUAUGGUAAUCAGUAUCCUGGACAGGGAACGCCCCCUACUGGCUCUUACCCAAACCAGCAGCCUGGAAUGUACCCACAGCAGAGUUACAAGCGUCCCGUGGAAGGUGGUUACCCUCCAUCAAAACGUCAUGAGGCGGAGUACAGUGGGCCUUUCCCCGGUGGGCAACAAGCACCACAGCAACAGCAAGGAGGUGCCUCUGCACCCUCUUCAGGACAGCAGGAGCCGUACAAUCAGUACAGUGGCAGCGGGCCCUAUCCUGGCUCUGACCGCCGCCCUCCCGGCCCCGGCAAUCAGUUCCCUUUUCCCUUCGGUCGUGAACGGUUGCAGGGAGCCACGGGACCCAACGCUCAGCCUAACAUGCCCCCGCAGAUGAUGCAAUCAGGUCCAGAGGGUCCUCAGGGAGGCAUGUGGCAGGGGCCUCGAGACAUGAACUAUCAGAACUACCCCAGCCGACAGGGUGGCCCUGGGGGCCCACCCCAGGGACCAGGAUACCCUGGGAUGAACCGCUCAGAGGAUAUGAUGUCAUCAGAACAGCGCAUGAAUCACGACGGCCAGUGGGGGGGUCAGAUGGGGCCUCGGCAGCCUCCCUACGGUCCCGUCGGGCCCGGUCAGCCUAUGCCUCGUUCAGUACAGUCCAACUACCAGCCCCCUCAGGGUGUGCAGAACCACAUUCCACAGGUGUCCAGCCCGGCCUCCAUGCCGCGCUCCAUGGAGAGCAGGACAUCCCCCAGCAAAUCUCCCUACAUGCACGGAGUAAUGAAGAUGCAAAAGGCUGGCCCUCCAGUGCCUGCGUCUCACAUAGUGCCACCUCCGGUGCAGUCGCCUCUAAUAAGGCGAGACAUGCCUUUUCCCCCGGGCUCUACAGAAGCUACCCACCCUGUCCUGAAACCGCGUCGGAGACUCACAGUGAAAGAUAUCGGAACCCCGGAGGCUUGGAGAGUCAUGAUGUCAUUAAAGUCGGGUUUAUUGGCUGAAAGUACAUGGGCCUUAGACACCAUCAACAUUCUCCUGUAUGAUGACAACAGUAUUUCCACCUUCGAUCUCAACACGUUGCCUGGCCUACUAGAGUUGGUGGUUGAGUAUUUCCGACGCUGCCUCAUUGAAAUCUUUGGCAUUCUACGGGAGUAUGAAGUCGGGGACCCCGGCCAGAGGACACUACUUGAUCCUGAUGCCUUGAAACGAGACUGGGACAGCGCGGAGGAAGAGGAAGCGCGGGUUGAGGAUAUGGAACAAGACGAAGAGGACGAUGAAGACGAGGAGGAGGUGGGGGAACGAGAUGCGGAGGGGCCGGCUCCGGUGAAAGAGGAGGAAGAUCAAGAGCAAUGCUCUCGGGGACGAGAUGAGAAGACGGAACAAGAGGAGAGAAAGACCAAGGUUCCGUCGUCUGAACAGGCGGGUUCGUUGCAGGCCUUACCCGCCCACGAGAGACCCAAACAGUCCAGCAAGUUCGACAAGUUUCCCCUGAAGGUGGUACGAAAGAAAGACCCAUUCAUGGCUUCCCAGUCUAAUAAUCACGGCAAACUGCAAGAGUUUGACAGUGGGUUAAUCCAUUGGAGUGCUGGAGGGGGAGACUCGACAGAACACAUUCAGACACACUUUGAACCACGUAAAGACUUCUUGGAACCACGGGAACGAAUACUAGUGCCCCAAGUUUUACUGAAGAGACGACUUCUGGAAGAAGAAAUACAGGAAAAUUGUUUGCCCAUGGAGGAGGAGAAAAGGAAGCCUCAGGAUGAAGAAGAGGAGGAAGAAAAGUCAAAGGAGACGUCUUUCUCAGAUAAAGCAGCCAUCUCAGAGUCCAGCUCUUCGCCUGACGGUGAGAAGAAAACUGAUUCUGAAACGAAGGCGGUUGAGAAAAGUCCUGAAUGUCACCAGGAGAACAAUAGGCCCAUUCCUUCCUGUGGCAGCAUUUUAACCAAGCAGUCCGGCACCAUCCUGGAGGAUGAGCCCCACAGUAAAGACGAGGGGCCCCUCAUCGCACUGGCUAACUGGCAGGAUUCUUUAGCCCGACGCUGCGUUUGCAUCUCCAACAUCGUCCGCAGCCUCUCCUUUGUUCCAGGAAACGACCACGAGAUGUCCAAACAUCCAGGGCUGCUCCUGCUGCUGGGGCGCCUGAUCCUCCUCCACCACCGGCACCCUGAGCGCAAACAGGCACCGCUCACCUACGAGAAGGAUGAGGAUUCAGAAGAAGGAUUUGGCCAAAGGGAUGAAUGGUGGUGGGACUGCUUGGAGCUCCUGAGGGAGAACACAUUGGUCACUUUGGCAAACAUUUCAGGCCAACUGGACCUCUCCAUCUACCCCGAGAGCAUCUGCUUGCCUCUGCUGGACGGUCUUCUACAUUGGGCCGUCUGCCCUUCAGCGGAGGCGCAGGACCCCUUCCCGACCCUGGGCCCCCACAGUGCUUUGUCACCUCAGAGACUGGUCCUUGAGACGCUAAGCAAACUAAGCAUCCAAGACAACAACGUGGACCUCAUCUUGGCCACUCCGCCCUUCAGUCGGUUGGAGAAGCUCUACGGGAACCUGGUGCGACUAAUCGGAGACAGGAAGGUUGCAGUCUGCAGGGAGAUGGCUGUGGUUCUAUUGGCCAACCUGGCCCAGGGCGAUACUAUGGCGGCCCGAGCGAUCGCUGUCCAGAAGGGCAGCGUGGGCACCUUGCUGGGUUUCCUGGAGGACAGUCUGGCUGCCACACAGCUCCAGCAGAGCCAGAGCUCUCUACUACACCUACAGGGGAUGCACUUCGAGCCCACAAGCCCGGACAUGAUGCGGCGAGCUGCCCGGGCUCUGCACGCCUUAGCUAAGGUGGAGGAGAACCACUCAGAGUUCACACUACACGAGUCCCGACUCCUCGACCUUUCAGUGUCUCCUCUAAUGAACUCGCUGGUUUCUCAUGUUAUCUGUGAUGUACUCUUUUUGAUCGGCCAGUCAUGACAGCUGUAGGGAGCCGUGGCUCCACUUUUUGGGGGUUUUUAUCCCAAAAAAUCCCCUCCUCCCUGGUAUCCUGGCUUGUGUGUGUAACAGGGCAAGGAAAGUUCAAGUGACUGUGUUUAAUUUAUGAAAAUCCCUCAGAUUCCAUUCUCUGUGCCCUCCCCUGGCUGUCCUCGCUCGAGGAGGGUAAUCACAGGGUUGUGGUGGAUUACAAACCAGAGAGAAACCGACAAAGUGACACUACUUGCAACAUGAAUGCCAACUGGAUGACACAGAGCAGAGCGCCACGGUUGGGAGAAUGUUCUGCACUUGGGGGGAAAAAGUACUUUUUAAUAAAGAUAAAUAAAUGGAUAAAUAAAUAAAUAGCUGAAAAACAAAAACUGUAACCAAAGUUGCUGUCUCGUUUACAGUGAGUUUGGGAGACACAGUGUGCCCUAGCUCUCCCCACGAGGGCACGAUGAGUCUGUAACUGGUUGACGUUCAGAGGUGAAGCAGACUGACAAGUGGCCUACUGGUUCUAGUUGCUGUAGUUGGAUUCUCACCAGUCAGCCCCGACAGACCGAGCGCUGUCAAUAGACACCUUCACCAGGGAGGCCUGUGCAGUGUGCAGUAGAUUGUAGGACAUUUUCUGUACCGUACUGCUCUUGAGUGUAAGCAUUCUGUAACACACGUUUCACACAGAAGCUGACGAUGCAGCUCCUCUAGAGUUUUGAGGUCAUUUUAGUUUGAUGUUGAACAGAAAAUGGCUUUCUUCCCCAAAGUAUCAAGAACCUACAACACCCUUACCUCCUCUUAUCCCUUGAUUGUAUGAAUACCCUUAUUGAAAAGAAAUCACCUCUUAGGACUGGUUUUCAACUUCAAAUACAGCUUUGCUGUGGUGUAUAUAUAAUGUUGUACAUUAUACUUCCUUUCUCUGUGUCUGUCUCUGUCUGUGUCACUAUUCUCACACUGGUUAUUGGUGCGGGACGGAGGCCGACGUGAGCUUGGUCCGUGACCUCCAGUCCUCGCUGAUUAGACCCACUCCUCUGGUCUCUCCACAGCUCUGUAGUAUGGCAGACACGACUCGAACCUGUUCUCUCCUGGUACAACAAAAAUAAACUAGAUGAAGUACACAUUUGACAAAUUUUCUCCGGUCAUGGAUUCUGCAUAUUUGUAUUUCAGACUAUGUAGCUAAGACAACAUGUAAAUUCCUCCCUUUCCCUUUUUUGGCUCAAUGAAUAUCAUUUAUUCAGUAUGAAAUCUUUAUACUAUAUGUUCCACGUGGUAAGAAUAAAUGUACAUUAAAUCUUCGUAAGCUGUU